Xiphophorus couchianus (Monterrey platyfish) is the source of this 3982-nucleotide messenger RNA. RefSeq names its product beta-1,4-mannosyl-glycoprotein 4-beta-N-acetylglucosaminyltransferase b (gene mgat3b). Bases 808 to 2706 code for a protein of 632 amino acids. Lineage: Eukaryota; Metazoa; Chordata; Actinopteri; Cyprinodontiformes; Poeciliidae. Gene Ontology annotation, cellular component: membrane. Gene Ontology annotation, biological process: N-acetylglucosamine metabolic process. The record is from RefSeq and is a predicted model, not a curated record. The transcript has 6 exons. Gene Ontology annotation, molecular function: beta-1,4-mannosylglycoprotein 4-beta-N-acetylglucosaminyltransferase activity.
CCCCCCUCCCUCCCCGUCACCUCUCACACCCCCCUUCAAGCACUCGUCUCCACCUCCACCUUCUCCUAGCAGCCUGGUGUGUCAAGAAGAGAGAUGAAAAAUCUGUAACAAAAAACAAAGAGGCGAGUAGGGGUUGGCUUUUUUUUUUUCUUCUAGUUUCUUGGGAUCGGAACAGGCGUCACGGCGUGUGCAGGGGGCAGCGCGAGGAGUACGGAAAGGAGGAGGCGACAGCGGAGCGUAAACACGACAGAAAACGGGCGAAUAGAGCGGCAGACAGCGGUGAGCCCCCACCACCACCACCACCACCACCACCUUCUCAUCUCCAUCCCGUUCGUUUGUUACGCUGUUUGACUCGGUGGCUCCGCUCGCCAGAGUAGCUCCUCGUUAGCUCCGGGUUUCUGCGGAAUAAACGUCGGAGGCAGAAAUAAGGAGGCUGUGCGCGAGCGCCAGCGGCGGCGGCGCAACGAACCGACGGGAUUCCCGGCGAGAUCAGGACGCUUCCGUGGAUAAAACCCCGGAGAGGAGAGUCGGGAGAGGCAAAGAGGAUUGUAGCUGCUGAGCAGGAGCGGAGCGGAAACCCUUCCACCGACCCCCCGGUUCUUCCCUCCGACUCUCCAGCAUCACCAAUGCGAUGGCAUAGCGGCUCCUGCAGCAAAACCGAAAGGCUCGAGUCAGAUCGGCGCUGCUCGUCUCCACCAUGAACCUCUGAAAAGACAUCCGACACGGGCACAGAUGGGCAGGAUCGCUCGGCAGGAACAUUGUGGAAGCAACCGCUGACAUGAGCAACCUGGAUUAGUUUCGACGGUCAUGGCUUGGCUUAGAUGGCCCAGGGUUUCUGGUCGGCUGGAUUCACCCCAAAAAUGGCGGCUGCUCCAUCCGAUGAAAAUGCGGCGGCACAGAGUGUUCUUGCUGUGCACGGUGGGUCUGUGUGUCAUCUCCUUCCUCCAUUACUACAAGGCCCUGCACUACGUCUCCCUGCUGCGCGAGCUCUCCGCUCCGUACCCCAACAUCAAGUCCUUCAUCAUGGUCUCGGGCUUCUUCUGGAGGGAGAAGGGCGUCGCCUCCACCCCGCUCAGUCCCGCCUCUCCCGAAGAGGCCCCGCCGCUGCCCGUCCUCCGCCAGGGCGCGGUGAAGCCUGGCGGAGGGGCGGGGUCUUUGGGGGACGGAGGCGGAGGAGGGGGAGCGGUAGACCCGGGAGCGUUGGAUGCCAACGCCAGAGUCGCCGGCAUGGCCGGCCUUAAGCAUUUCGAGGUGAGAGCGAUGAAGGAGCCGGAGCCCCCGCAUCCCUGGGAAAAACCAGAGGAGAACCAGCUGGGAGACUCGCCAAGAGAGAAACAAAGUGACGAUCGUCACGUUGACCCCAGCCUACAAAAACUGCGGGAACAAUUAGGGAAAGAAAAGCUGUCCAACCCGAUAAAGUCCAUGGGAGACCUUCACACCCGCAGUCACCAGCUCCAGGAUGACAAAACCUCGUAUUUUGUGCGCACGAGUCGUGGGGCCUACUGUUUCAGACAGGGGACGGAGAUUAAGGAAUCCUCUGUAAAAGCAGCAGCGGGUGCAGCUGGUGACGUUUUGGACGUGGAUAAAGCCGCUCAGCGGAAACCUCUGGGGCUUCAGCAGCAGCAGCAGCCCGGAAAGGCAAAGGGCAAAGGUCAGCCUUUGGGCAGCGGGAAGCAGCUGGUGAAGUGUGUUUGCCGACCGGGCUGGCACGGACCUUACUGUGGGGUUCCUACCAUGGUGUACCACUCCAACCUGCCGACGAAGGAGCGGCUGACGCCCAGAAAGACGCCGCGGAGAGUCAUCAACGCCAUCAACAUCAACCACGAGUUCGACCUGCUGCACACGCGCUUUCACGAGCUUUCGCGGGCCGUGGAUUUGUUCCUGGUGUGCGAGUCAAACUUUACCGCAUAUGGAGAGAAACGGCCGCUGAGCUUCCUGCGUCUCCUUCUGAACGGAACGUACGACUACGUCCGUCAUAAGAUCCUCUACGUGUUCCUCGACCACUUCCCCGACGGCGGCCGGCAGGACGGGUGGAUAGCCGACGACUAUCUGCGGACGUUCCUAACGCGGAACGGCUUGUCCAGGGUGAAGGGGGCCAGGUCGGACGACGUGUUCGUCAUCAACGACGCCGACGAAAUCCCGGCGCAGGAAGGCCUCCUUUUCCUCAAGCUGUUCGACGGCUGGACCGAACCGUUCGCCAUACACAUGCGAAAGUCUUUGUACGGCUUCUUCUGGAAGCAGUUCGGGACUCUGGAGGUGGUGUCUGGCUGCACGCUCGGGAUGCUCCGCGACGUCUACGACGGCGACGGCAUCAAGCUGCGGCGCCGCGAGUACUACACCAUGCCGGGCUUCCGCAAGUACGAGAACGACACGGGCCACAUCCUGGUGCAGUGGUCUGUGGGGAGCCCCUUCCACUUCGCCGGCUGGCACUGCUCCUGGUGCUUCACGCCCGAGGGGAUUUACUUCAAGCUGGUGUCGGCGCAGAACGGGGACUUCCCCAGGUGGGGGGACUACGAAGACAAACGCGACCUCAACUACAUCCGGGAACUGAUCCGGACAGGGGGCUGGUUUGACGGCUCCGUGCAGGAAUAUCCCCCAGCGGACCCCAAAGAGCACAUGUUUGCCCCCAAGUACAUGCUGGAGAACCAUAAAAGGUAUCACUACCUCCUAGAGAACCCUUAUAAACACAAAGUCCAGAACGAAUGAAGUCUGAGAGACCACGCUUUGGGAAAAUACCUAACAGAAGUGCCCGAGAGUGGCCUUCGCACUGAGCUCUGGAGGUGGGCUGACGCCGACGGACGAAAUCUCGACGGACGACAAUGACGAAGGCGAUGCAGGGAUUUAAAAGCUCUUCAGAUUAUUUUCGGGUUUUAAAAAGGGAACACAAAAAUGACAACAAUGGGUUUACAAGUUCAGCGUUGGUGGGACGAAACCACUGGAUGAACAAAAAAAAAAAAAAAUCACUGCUUUCCCCAUCGUUCCCUCAUCACAGUGAGAGGCGAAGCUAUUCCUCCUCGCCCGCUUACUUUGUAUCUCAUCCGCCACUGGAUACACUUGUAGGAAGAAAAAUAAAUUUAAAAAAAAAGGCAGGGAAGCAACAAGCGUUUUUAUUUUAUUUUAUUUUUUUGCCUGUUCCUGUCUGCUUUCACUGAAGUUUACAGCCUGCCAGACGCUCGGCUUUCAACCCCGUCGCCCUCUGAUGUCUUCCUGUCGUAAUCGGUGACCUCCUUCCAGAGCCGGACGCAUGUUCAGAAGCAAAACAUGGAGACCUGAAGGUCUGCUGAGAGUACCAAACAAGUAUCGCAGGCUUCUGCUCACGUUCAUGGUCAUGCACCUUAAGCUCGUCUGCGUGGUUGUAAAUAGUGUGCGUGUGUAGCCGUGUGUGUGUGUGUGUGUGUGUGUGUGUGCGCUCUGUGUUUGUGCCGUUCGGACUAAGAAAAUCAAAGCGAGUGAAGAAGGUUCAUGAAGAAAAAAGUGUGCCGAAAUGAAAAGGAAAUAAAAUGAAAGACCACAUGGAUGGUGUGCACUGAGUUGGGAGUGUGUUUUCCGGAGCUCACGGACCGAUUUGAGCGAAACGUUUUGGUCCCAUCAGGGGAGAACCGAGAGAAGCUUCAGGCUUAGGUUUUCAGAUCUGUCCGGUUAGCAGCUGGGGUCGCCAGGUUUUCCUUGAAACCUUGCAGAGAGUGUGGCGCGAGGAUGUUCACACAUCGGUGCUUAGCUAUGUCUGAACACUAGAAGUCCCCUGGACGAGUCUUUAUGCGCCGCUGCCAACUUUCCUGUCUCCAUAUUCCUUCUUAUGUCCCAUCUUGUUUUCCAUUCUCCUUUUUUACGCUCUUUAAGUUCCUCAUCUUCAUGUGUUGAGUCAGAUGAGUUGAAAUUGGCCCAGUUUUUCAUUUUGCCAUCUGUUAGAAAUACACCAGUCAUUCAGGAAGACGUUGCAACCUGCCAAUAUUCUCCUGAUUGGCUCUGAUCAAUGAGUGCA